AAAGCAUUUAUACACAGGGAGCAAACUCUUUUCUUCAUCAAAACCAAUUUCUUGGACGGUACUCCAAACCCUCGUAGUUCCAAAUUCUCUCUCCUCCCAAAUCCAUCAAAAAAUCUUCAGCAAUGGCGGCAUCAGCCAUGGUGCUCGACCCUAAACCAGUCCCACCUCCACCACAACCUUUAGAACCACCAGCAACUGUCUCAUUCACGGCGUCGGAGGACACCUCCGUCGUUGAAGAAGAAGAUCUCUACGGCCGAUUGAAAUCCCUAGAAAGGCAAAUCGAAUUCAAAGGAAUUCAAGAAGAAUAUGUGAAAGACGAGCUGAAAAACCUCAAGAGAGAGCAUCUAAGAGCUCAAGAAGAGGUGAAGCGGAUUCAAUCGGUGCCGCUUGUAAUUGGGCAGUUUAUGGAGAUGGUCGACCAGAAUAACGGGAUCGUUGGGUCCACUACUGGGAGUAAUUAUUAUGUUAGGAUUCUUAGUACUAUCAAUCGUGAGUUGCUUAAGCCUUCGGCAUCGGUCGCGCUUCACCGACAUUCGAAUGCGCUUGUCGAUGUUCUUCCCCCGGAAGCCGAUUCGAGUAUCUCUCUUUUGAGUCAGUCUGAGAAGCCUGAUGUUAGUUAUAAUGAUAUUGGAGGAUGUGACAUUCAAAAGCAGGAAAUUCGUGAAGCAGUUGAGCUGCCUUUGACUCAUCAUGAUUUGUACAAGCAAAUUGGUAUUGAUCCACCCAGGGGUGUUUUGCUUUAUGGUCCUCCUGGUACUGGAAAGACAAUGCUUGCAAAGGCUGUUGCCAAUCAUACCACUGCAGCCUUCAUUAGAGUUGUUGGUUCUGAGUUUGUUCAGAAGUACUUGGGUGAGGGUCCUAGAAUGGUUCGUGAUGUAUUUCGCCUUGCUAAGGAGAAUGCACCAGCAAUUAUCUUCAUUGAUGAGGUAGAUGCUAUUGCUACUGCUAGGUUUGAUGCUCAGACUGGUGCUGAUAGGGAGGUUCAGCGUAUCCUCAUGGAACUUCUUAAUCAGAUGGAUGGGUUUGACCAGACCGUGAACGUUAAGGUUAUCAUGGCAACUAAUCGAGCUGAUACUCUUGAUCCUGCAUUGCUACGACCUGGAAGGCUGGACAGGAAAAUUGAGUUUCCUUUGCCUGAUAGACGACAAAAGCGACUUGUUUUUCAGGUCUGUACUGCGAAGAUGAACUUGAGUGAUGAGGUUGACUUGGAGGAUUAUGUUUCACGGCCAGACAAGAUCAGUGCUGCCGAGAUUACUGCCAUUUGCCAAGAAGCAGGAAUGCAUGCGGUGCGUAAAAACAGAUAUGUUAUCCUGCCAAAGGAUUUCGAAAAGGGUUAUCGAUCCAACGUGAAGAAGCCUGAUACAGAUUUCGACUUCUACAAGUGAUAAUCUCCGAAGCAGCCCUCUCUUAUGUUUUUAAGAGUCAUUUAUUAUUUGGGACCUAGCUUUUGUUAAAAGACAAAAGACCUGUAUGAAGUAGUUCUCUAACAUUUGUUUGCCUUUUUGUUUUUGUAUUUUGUGAUAUUUUAAGUCUGCUAUUUAUGUACAAGUAUUUUUCUUA
This is a messenger RNA of Spinacia oleracea (spinach), 1560 nucleotides long. Its product is annotated as 26S proteasome regulatory subunit 6B homolog. Lineage: Eukaryota; Viridiplantae; Streptophyta; Magnoliopsida; Caryophyllales; Amaranthaceae. The transcript is spliced from 6 exons. Gene Ontology annotation, molecular function: ATP hydrolysis activity; ATP binding. The record is from RefSeq and is a predicted model, not a curated record. Bases 123 to 1385 code for a protein of 420 amino acids.